AGAAGCCCAUCUAACAUGGUGCUAGAAGAAGCUCACCACGGCACUUUUAACCCCACGGGGUCCACCGGCAGGGUGAGGCCCCACCCGCAGCCUCCUCUCUUCUCUCUCUUCCCGACCGACGAACGGCCCGGAUCCGUCGUCUUCCCCAUCGCACCGGCCCGGGCCGCGUCGCCUUCUCCAGCGUCCGAUCUCGCAUUCCCCACCCCUCCUCGCAGCGCCAACCACCGUCUCCUCCUCCCCCCUCCCUUCUCUCCCCUCCGCUCCUCCCCCCGCGCGCGCGCGUUUUUUAUAAGGGUUUCGGGGCGCGGGAUGGCCGACGACGACAGCGGGAGCCCCCGGGGCGGCGGCGGGGUCAGGGAGCAGGACCGCUUCCUCCCCAUCGCCAACAUCAGCCGCAUCAUGAAGAAGGCCGUGCCGGCCAACGGCAAGAUCGCCAAGGACGCCAAGGAGACCCUCCAGGAGUGCGUCUCCGAGUUCAUCUCCUUCGUCACCAGCGAGGCCAGCGACAAGUGCCAGAAGGAGAAGCGCAAGACCAUCAACGGGGACGAUCUGCUCUGGGCCAUGGCCACGCUCGGAUUCGAGGAGUACGUAGACCCCCUCAAGAUCUACCUGCAAAAGUACAGAGAUAUGGAGGGUGAUAGUAAAUUGACCUCAAAAUCUGGUGAAGGAUCCGUGAAGAAAGAUAUAAUUGGUGCUCAUAGUGGUGCGACUAGCUCAAACGCCCAAGCGAUGGUUCAGCAUGGAGCUUACGCCCAAGGGAUGGGUUAUAUGCAACCCCAGUACCAUAAUGGGGACACCUGAAACUGAAGAUCAGGCAAUUUUCGGCAAUGGGUAUUGCUCCAUGAGUGGUUAUCUAUCUGUUAAGGAAGCCGCCCCAACAUUAGGUUCAUGAUGAUCAUUGGCUGGAAACUAAAGCACCUGGAAGGGUGCUUAACAGUUGGUUGUGAUGGCUGCCUCCAAGAUGUAAAUUGCUUCCGAGAGAAUAGAUUCACCUAUUAUGGUUUAGUGCUUGUUUUUAUCUGUACAUUCAGAAUAAUUCAGCCGUUGGUAGUUUGGCAAUCUUUUGUUUCAGAUAUUUGUAUUAGGAAGCAUAAAUAUAUUACAACUGGGUAUUAACUUAUAGUUGUGCGGUGUUUCUUGCGCCCGCUCCGGGGUGUAAGGCUCGCCAAACAGACAUCGACUUGUGAUGCAACAUGCAAGCCAACUGAGUUGUAAA
Molecule: messenger RNA, 1216 nt
Organism: Aegilops tauschii subsp. strangulata
Lineage: Eukaryota; Viridiplantae; Streptophyta; Magnoliopsida; Poales; Poaceae
Product: nuclear transcription factor Y subunit B-2
Biological process (GO): regulation of transcription by RNA polymerase II
Cellular component (GO): nucleus; CCAAT-binding factor complex
Molecular function (GO): RNA polymerase II cis-regulatory region sequence-specific DNA binding; DNA-binding transcription activator activity, RNA polymerase II-specific; protein heterodimerization activity
Source: RefSeq, a predicted model, not a curated record